This is a messenger RNA of Molossus molossus (Pallas's mastiff bat), 3093 nucleotides long. RefSeq names its product steroidogenic acute regulatory protein (gene STAR). The record is from RefSeq and is a predicted model, not a curated record. Gene Ontology annotation, cellular component: mitochondrion; mitochondrial intermembrane space. Gene Ontology annotation, molecular function: cholesterol binding; cholesterol transfer activity. Gene Ontology annotation, biological process: steroid biosynthetic process; regulation of steroid biosynthetic process; intracellular cholesterol transport. The transcript has 7 exons. Lineage: Eukaryota; Metazoa; Chordata; Mammalia; Chiroptera; Molossidae. Bases 75 to 1115 code for a protein of 346 amino acids.
GCAGUGUGAGGUAAUCCCUCUAUCCUUGACCCCUUCCUUUGCACAGUGAGUGAUGGCUUUUUUAUCUCCCGGUGAUGAAGCACAGCCUUCAGCUGGGAGCAUUUAAGACGCAGAACACAGGGUUGCAGCCACAGCUGCAGGACCCAGAGGCAGACCUUGGGGGCUCAGGAAGGACAGAAGGAGCCACCUUUGAGAACAGAGGCAACAGCAGCAGCAGCAGCAGCAGCAACAGCACCGCUACCAGCCACCAGGAAGCAAUGCUCCAAGCAACGUUUAAGAUGUGUGCUGGGAGCUCCUACAGACAUGUGCGCAACAUGAAGGGGCUGAGGCACCAAGCUGUGCUGGCCAUUGGCCAGGAGCUGAACCGGAGGGCGCUGGGGGGCCCAACCCCAAGUGCAUGGAUUAACCAGGUCCGGCGGCGGAGCUCUUUGCUUGGUUCUCGGCUGGAAGACACUCUCUACAGCGACCAGGAGCUGGCCUACAUCCACCAGGGAGAGGAGGCCAUGCAGAAGGCCCUGGGCAUCCUCAGCAGCCAGGAGGGCUGGAAGAAGGAGAACCAGCAGGCCAAUGGGGACAAAGUGCUGAGUAAAGUGGUCCCAGACGUGGGCAAGGUAUUCCGACUGGAGGUGGUGGUGGACCAACCCAUGGAGAGACUUUAUGAAGAGCUUGUGGAACGCAUGGAGGCAAUGGGAGAGUGGAACCCGAAUGUCAAGGGGAUCAAGGUCCUGCAGAAGAUUGGGAAAGACACAGUGAUCACCCAUGAGCUGGCUGCAGAAUCAGGAGGAAACCUUGUGGGGCCCCGUGACUUUGUGAGUGUGCGCUGUGCCAAGCGCCGAGGCUCCACCUGUGUGCUGGCUGGCAUGGCCACACAGUUCGGGGAGAUGCCCGAGCAGAAAGGUGUCAUCAGAGCUGAGCAUGGCCCCACUUGCAUGGUGCUCCAUCCUGUGGCUGGGAGUCCCUCAAAGACCAAACUCACUUGGCUGCUCAGCAUUGACCUCAAGGGAUGGCUGCCAAAGACUAUCAUCAACCAAGUCCUAUCACAGACCCAGGUAGACUUUGCCAACCACCUGCGCAAGCGCCUGGAGUCCAGUCCUGCUCCUGAGGCCAGAUGUUGAAGACCAACCUCUGCUUCCAGCUGUUCUAGCUGCAUUGGCUUGUGUGCUCAUCAGGAAAAUCCCUCCCAGGAGCCUGCGAGUCUGAGAUCUUCAUCCGGGGACGGUGGGUUGGGUGGCAAUGUAUUUACGUUAUGAUACUAGGGCUCAUAUUGGUAACAUUUUAGUACCAAGAAAAUAGGGACGGGUCUCUUAUAUAAAGAGGACAAGUCUUCUAACUUCAUUCACUGAUUAGCUGUGAAGUGAAGGUUAAGGGUCUCAAAAUAUCUGUAAAACUUUUUCCUGGCCCUUACAUGUCUACCUAAAAACACCUUAAAAUGCUACUAGCUGAGAGAGGGUGCUAAACACGAGAACUGGGACCUCAUGCUUUAUGGGUUCAGGAGCGCCAUUCCCUGUAGGCAGUGUGGGUGGGCACAGCAGGGACUGGCAAGGGCUCCAGCAACUCUGCAUCUCCAAGCAAGCAGAGCCGCACCAAGUGCCGGCGAAGCCCACAGCAGGGCCUUCCAGAGACCUAGUUCAAGUUUUCUUGACCAAACAAUACAAAACUCAUUAUUAGGUUUCCCUCCUUCUUCCAUGAGCACCAGUCAGAAUAAAGAGUCAUAAUUAAUACAAAAACUUCAGUCUGUACCUGUUUUAAAAAUUCUCCCCCUAAGAAAUCUACUUGAGUCAACUGCAACUUCAUACUAAAGGAGUCCUAGACAAAAGUCUUAAAUUUACCCCCACCUAGCUUGUUAAGAACAAAUAAAAUCUACUGGGGACUUGUCAUUCAAUUAUUUAGAAUCUGUAGUCAGAAAUUUUCAUCAAAAUUUAAUUUCCAUGAUAAGCACAAGCCUAAAUCUUAUGAGAACUAUAACUGGUAGCUGAUUAAUGGGCAUUGGAAGGUGACGAUUAUGACUGAAGAUAUUUAUUUUAAUGAAAGGGAAGGAUACUACGACGGGGUAGUGAACACACAGCAUACAGAUUAUGUAGUCUAGAACUGUACACCUGACACCUAUAUAAUUUUAUUAACCAGUCACCCCAAUAAAUUCAAUAAAAAAGGGAGGAUAGUGCCAAAUAUCAGUGAGUGAACAGUAUUACUAAGAUAAAGUUAAAAACAAUUUUUUCCCUCAUUAGUGACUGUGCAGACCUAACAAGGCAACCGACUCUUGACUUCAGUCUAUUGGAUCAGCUCUCAGCUUGGCUCAGGGAUGCACAUUUCUCUGCUUCAGUAGGUCAAUAUUUUACUAUUUUGAGAGGUGGCUGGAAGAAGGGGUAGAAUGGUGAUAGCGAAUUCUUUCCAAGAUUCAGAGAAUUUAUGCUUUAAAAAUAUAAACUGGGGUGAAUUACUUUGCUAGAAUUUAUACCACUUGAAGCUUUCCCAUUCUAGUGCUAAUAACAUUGACGAUUUAUACUAUUUGGAAAUAUAGAGUUCUAUCUUAUUUAUUAAACAAAUUAGCAGUAGCAGAAAUUCUGGUAUUUAUUGAGGUAUUACAAUUGUAUAAUAUAAGUAUUUAUUAUUAUUUAUUCUGAUUGUUUCUUAGUCUAUUUUUAGCAUAGAUAAAAUUACUGCUUAUCUGUCCAAGACCUCCAGAGUCAGAGGGGAUAGUGUAGAAGUAUUUUCCUAGAACAGAAUUACUAUUUAUUCCCAGCGAAGAGAAAAUUAUUAUUUGUUUGAAGAUAUAUAGAGCAAGAUAUACUCUGGUUUCCAGAGAACAGGACAAUGGUAAAGAGAUUGGCUUUCAACACACAACAUGGUUUUGAGCUGGCUUAUAACUUGUCUUCAAACUAUGCAACCAUGUCUUUGAGAUGAGGGAAGGUUUUCUCCCACUUGUUUAACUUUACACUGGAAUAAAGUAAGUUGUGAUGAUCUGUUUGCAGAAACCAUUUUAUACAGGACUGUGCAGAGUGGGUAUUCUUUGAGCCCUUCAAAUGAACCUUAUCAAUACACACACAUUUUGAAUAUGAAGUAUAAACAGACAAAAUCAUUAUUCCUGUUAUCUCU